AUGAAACUAUCCUCUCCUUUUCGUGUGCUCGCUCGCUCGCUCACUCACGGCAUGUACGGUCAUGUGCGUGUGUUUUCAACUGUCGGAGAUUGGGGUAAAAGUAUUGAUGCAGCUCAACGGAUUGCGUACGAAACCGAAGGACGUGAAGUGAUCCAAUGGGCCGGAGGAACGUUUGUCGUUCUGCCCAGUGUGCCAAACAGUGCAAUUCCCGAAGACGACAUGGGCGCAGGGGAUGCGACUGAUAGAGGCUCGGCGGAUGAGACACAAUCCAUGACCAAUGUGGUGGAGACCGGCAUAUCGAAGCGGAAAGUGAGCCGCACGGCUUACAAUCUAAUCCCACAUUCUGGUGCUGUGGCAACCGAAGCAUCGCCCAGUCAAACUAGUCGUCUGGUAUUGCGUCGUGUUAAACCAACCGAUGCUGGUCGGUAUGUGUGCUCUGUGCUCACCGAAGCCGGUCGGGAUGACCACAAGUUUGUACACGUGUCCGUUGUCGGUGCAGCUGGUGGUGAGGUCGAUGAGGUGACGGGCAAUGGAGUACGCCGUUUGACAGUUUACAUUGCCGUCCCGACAGCCGUUCUCGUUCCCACUCAGGGCUAUCAGACUGCGGUUCCCGGAUCGGUGGCCAUGGUUCCCGGAUCGUAUCCGUUGUUGAUGCAAUCGAUGGGCUCACAACAGGCAGCACCAUACUAUGCCAUGCAAGAUCCUAACGGCUUGAGUACUGUAUAUCCCUCUAACAUGUACCCAGUAAGCUCAGCUGGUGGUAAUGAGUAUAUAUUGACCAGUAAUGCAUUGAAUGUUUAUCCUCCCGGAAUGGUUUAUCCGAUGGCCAAUGGACACGCCCCCGGUCAGAAUUCCAGCAAUCUAAUGCCCGGUUCGGUAAUGAACUCAUCCUCACCGGAUUCAUCCGCGAUAACUGGACCCACUGAUGCAGUUGAGGGACGUUUAAUAUACCAGCCACCUGGUCAGGGAUCCAGUCCUGUUUUCCCAGUAUUUCAAGGCCCGGGAACCACAUGUGCCGGAGCUACACCUAUCGGGGGUGUGACUGGUCCGGGACCGGGUUCCAGUAUGGCUUAUCAUCAAACCCCUCAAUCACAUAUGAAUCCGAAUCCGGGUGAGAUGGAAAUGAGUCAUAACAACACCCCGUUGCUUUCGUAUCAAUCUCAUGCGGACACAUCUAAUACGCAUAAUUCAAUGCGGGCUUGA
Messenger RNA from Echinostoma caproni, 1203 nucleotides. The record is from the annotation of a GenBank genome assembly. Lineage: Eukaryota; Metazoa; Platyhelminthes; Trematoda; Plagiorchiida; Echinostomatidae.